ACCAAAACAAUACAAAAAAGGCCGGCUGCUGAUAGAUUUUCCACAAAAAGAAGCAUCGAUAAUGGAUCAUCCGAGGAAUCUGAAUCCGGAUAGUGCCGCUGCGCUCUCGAACACCCCGCCGAAAUCCCUUUUGCAACGGUUUUGUCGGUUGUGCCUACGUGAGUUUCCUUUUCUCUUACCUUUUAAAGCAACUCUGAACGGUACAACCCUUGCUGGUAUGCUGGAGAGAUUACUUGGAGGAUUCCAGGUGACUCAAACGCACGAUCUGCCCGAUCACAUUUGCCCCCGGUGUGUGACAAAACUGGACUUUGCAUACCACGUACAACUGGAACUGGUUCGGAACGAGCACAGGCUAAAACACUUUCUUCAGAAUGGGCAGCUGGUGCAGCAAUUGUUUGACUUUCAAAAUAAUUAUACAGCAGUGCGGGAAAGCCACGCGGACAAGUUACUAGCUUCGCACGGUACCACACUGCUCGGCGAAAAGGUCGUGGUAUCUGCAGGAAAGGAAGUACCCGGCAUGCAGAUGGCAGAGUUGGAAGCGGCAAAACUUUACAAAACAGAGCUACCGACUGCAUGCGAAACUCCAUGCGAAUGUCGUGCAAUACCCAAGGCCACACCGCAUUCUUAUACGCGAUCCGCUGGCGCACCGAAGCAACCGAAGCGGACACUACGAAACCGACAGACUCUACGCGAUGCAAUCAAACGCGGCAGUACGGGAGGUGAGAAAAUAAUGCCUAUCGAUAUGACAAAAUGCUACAUAUGUGAGACAACGACAGCGAGCGAAACCGAUUUACGUGAUCAUAUCGCAUCCCACGUGGAUAUGCUACCUCACAGCUGCCCGGAGUGCAGUAAGGAGACUGAGGUAAAGCCGAUCACCUCUUUGAUAACUCUGCUCCGCCAUUACCGGAUGCACUCGUACCCACUUAAAUGCCCAAACUGCCCGCAGCGCUUUGUACGAUAUGGAAGUGUGUACGCACACGUUCGCUAUCGGCACGAGCUGUUCGAUAAUCCGGAGGGAUACACCUGCGAAGUGUGUGGACUGACGAUCAAGUAUCGGCCCACGUUUAUGUACCACAUGCGAAACCAUUACCACGAACAGAUGGGCACGUUUCGCUGUAGCUUUUGCGACCGAGCCUUCGGAACCAAGGCGCGUCUCGAGCGCCACGAGAGAUCGCAUACGGGCGACCGACCCUUCGCUUGUCGCUUGUGUCCGAAAACGUUCGCACAUCCGAGCCAGCUAACGGUGCACCGGUCGCGGCACAUAAACGAGCGUGGCCACCGGUGCGAUGAGUGUGGUAAAUCAUUUUACACUCGAACAUUGCUGAAACAACACCAACAAUCACACGAUCGGGAAGUAGGUGGAUUACAUCAGGAUACGGAUAAGCGAUCUUCACGGACCGAGCCGCGUCCCUGCACGUAUCCUGGCUGUCAGCAUGUGGGGGCUACUUAUCAAGCAUACUACUUGCACCGAUUGCGGCACAUAAUGGCCCACGAAUGCGAGGAAUGCGGCCGUCGGUUUGCACGCCUCAGUGAGCUGCAGCGUCAUCAGAAGAUCUACCACACAGACGACCAUCCGUACCGGUGCGAACAGUGUGAUAAAGUAUUUCUCAGCAGACAAACCUACCGGGAGCACAUGGACGCCCACGCGAAUGUCCGGCGCUACGCGUGCGAAAUGUGCGACAAGAAAUUUGUGAGACGCCGGAAUCUGUUAAACCACCAGAAAGCACACACGAACCAGCGACCUUUCAAGUGUGAGCUAUGUGAAAGCACUUUCAAGUACAAAAGCGACUACAAUCGGCAUCAAAAGGACAGGCAUAGGAUGGAACCUCCGGUGGAAGGGGAAGAAACCGAGGAACCGCGAGACGGGACAACCGGCUUGAGCAACAUCGUACUCAUAGCGGAUCAUUCGAUGGAUAAAGGGAAAAUCCUGCGGGAAGCGCUCGAGCAACAAAUAUUAAUGGAAGACGAUGUGCAAGGACAGGUAUCCUAUAUCGGAGAAGAGGACGUUACAAAGUACGAAGAGAUUGAAACCGUUGAAGAGUCGAUCGUAUUUGAACAACCGGUAGGGGCGCUAGAAAUGGACGAUGUGCCAAAGCGGGAGUAUAUCAUUGAGUACAUUCAGCAAAACUAGGAGGGUCAAAAGUAUCGAAUUGAUUUAGCAUGAAAUGUUUUACUAAUAAGAAUUUUUUAAUGAAAUAGUUUGAAUGAAUUACGGUGCACGAUUGCGAUAGUCAAUCGUCUAGAUCCUCGAGGAUCUUUGAUACUUCAAAGGAUUAUACUCGCUUGCAUUUUCUGGCGACAACAUGCUGCCAUUCAUCGCCGAGAAACGGCCGUAUCAAAUAAACUCAAGCAAGGAAAUGUUUUUAACAAAACACAUUUCAAGCAAAUUGUUGCAAUUUUC
Anopheles darlingi is the source of this 2401-nucleotide messenger RNA. Its product is annotated as zinc finger protein Xfin-like. Gene Ontology annotation, biological process: regulation of transcription by RNA polymerase II. The record is from RefSeq and is a predicted model, not a curated record. The transcript has 2 exons. Bases 62 to 2131 code for a protein of 689 amino acids. Gene Ontology annotation, cellular component: nucleus. Gene Ontology annotation, molecular function: RNA polymerase II transcription regulatory region sequence-specific DNA binding; DNA-binding transcription factor activity, RNA polymerase II-specific; zinc ion binding. Lineage: Eukaryota; Metazoa; Arthropoda; Insecta; Diptera; Culicidae.